Molecule: messenger RNA, 1248 nt
Organism: Dracunculus medinensis (Guinea worm)
Lineage: Eukaryota; Metazoa; Nematoda; Chromadorea; Rhabditida; Dracunculidae
Source: the annotation of a GenBank genome assembly
AUGAAAGGUGAAUUUUUUCACUUAUCUGGAAAAUUUAGAAGAACGAGUGAUUGUGGUAAGCUGCAAGUAACAGGAGAAGUUAUUCAUUCAAAAAUGUAUCGUAUCAAUGCCACCUUUAUAGCUGAAAGAGACCCAAUUCGGAACGCCAAUGUAGACGCAACGUCGACAGUAUUUGCUGUAAUACAAAUUGGUCUCAAAGGUGGCAUUUUUCAAUACACAAAUGCGCUAAAAAUUCUUGGGAAACCGCAUCAGAUACUCAAUUUUGAAGAAGCAUUCUUCUGUUAUCGUGGUUCUACUCUUGUGGACCAGGACAAAUGUAUGUUGUGCGAGCGUGGUAGCUAUCACAAUCUUUUAUCAAACAAAUGCGAACCGUGUGCACGAGGCAAAUUCCAACCGAAAUCCGGAAGAGUUAGCUGCCUCAAAUGUUACGAAGGUUUUACAACAGUGAUGAGCGGAUCAAUCAGCAAAAAUGACUGUAUUCAUGAUUGUCCGCGUGGUCAUUAUUUGAACAAUGCUUCUUCAAAGUGUAAGCCUUGUGGAUUUUUCGCUUAUCAGCCGACAAAUGGUAUGACUUCAUGCAUUCCAUGUCCAGCAGGAACAGUUUCUUAUACGAACAGUGCUACAUCAGUUGAACAAUGUCUAGAAAAUUGUCCAGCUGGACAUGAUUAUUCAUCUGAUGCUACAUGUAUGCCUUGCAAUCGAGGAUUUUAUAAGCCGUCAACAGAUUUAAUAUGUAAACCAUGUAAAGCAUCAACGACAACUGAAGGGUUCGGAUCAACAAGUGAAAAUUCAUGCAUUUUGACGAGAUGUAGGCCUGGUUAUUAUUUGAAUCAAGAUUUUGGGCAGUGUUUACGUUGCGGUCACGGUUAUUAUCAAGAUGAAAGUGGUUCAAGAAAUUGUAAAAAAUGCCCUCUGGGCACUACAACAAGGAUGUUUGGAGCUAAAUCUAUAGAAAAUUGUAAAUCAACAAAUCAGUGUGCAACAGGCGAGCACAAAUGUCACUGGUUGGCGGCAUGUUUCGAUUUACCUGAUAUUGAUAACAUUCCUUCUUACAGUUGUAAAUGUCAGCCGGGUUUUAUUGGUAACGGUUUUGAAUGCACAGAUAUUUGUUUUAAUCUAUGCUUGAAUGGUGCUAGAUGUAAGAAAAAUUCUCGAGGACAACCAAAAUGUAUAUGUCUCAAUGGUUAUGAAGGUUUUCGAUGUGCAUUUCGGAGGUCAAAUGGUAUCAAUUUGGAUGAUCGUAUAUAA